This is a messenger RNA of Protomyces lactucae-debilis, 2397 nucleotides long. Its product is annotated as WD40-repeat-containing domain protein. Gene Ontology annotation, biological process: positive regulation of rRNA processing; positive regulation of transcription by RNA polymerase I. Gene Ontology annotation, cellular component: nucleolus. The coding region runs from base 38 to 2347 and encodes 769 amino acids. Lineage: Eukaryota; Fungi; Ascomycota; Taphrinomycetes; Taphrinales; Protomycetaceae. The record is from RefSeq and is a predicted model, not a curated record. Gene Ontology annotation, molecular function: RNA binding; protein binding. The transcript is spliced from 5 exons.
AGCCGAUAGCUGAAGGGCCGUAGAACUGUCUUCCGCUAUGGCAGCCGACUCACAGAUCCUGUUACAGCCUACAGAAGAGGCGCAGCAGCAUCGCAAGUCACGAAGCAAUGCCACAGACCCUUCAAAUAGCUCGACACCCUCCACGCGUGCGCAUCAUGCGUACAAUUGGCGCGUCACGGGUAAGCAAGGAGGUUGCUUUAGUCAUCUCUCUCCACUCUUCUCUAGCUGUGGCAAGUUUUUAUUCUUGACGGUGGGUUGUGAAGCGCGUGUGCAUAGUACUGCUACGGGUGAUUUACUUCAACCAUUGCUACCCGAGGCGACGACGCGUCCUAUUGUCUCGCUCUUUCUCGAUCCAAGCAAUGCGUAUCGAUUAGCUGGAGUCUAUCAAGAUGGUUCUAUCUCGGUCUGGGACUAUACAGAUGGUGCGCUGCUCAAGCAGUUGCACCUCACCGACCAACGGACUGUCGUCGCUGCGACGCUGAAUGGUUCACUUUUGCUAGUCAGCGAUGGCAAGCAUGUCUUUUCAGCUGAAUGGUCGACCAAGACGGCUACCUUGCCAACAACACAGGUAGCAGAUAUGAAAGCCUGUCUCGGUCUUUCCAGUGCCCCCGGACUCUGCUUCGCGUGGGGCGACAACAAAGUCAACGUCUUCCCUAUACAAAAGGAAAAACUAGGACAAUACGAACAGUACGUAUUGGCAAGCCCAGCGACUGCAUUUGCAGCAGACGCAACACAUUUCGCAGUGUCAGAUGACGCUGGUGCGAUCUAUCUCUACCACCACGCUGCACGGAAUCUUGCUUUGCCACCACGAAAAUUGCAUUGGCACGCACAAGCCUGUACGACUCUUCAAUUCGCGUUGGAUGGCGCAUACUUGUUGUCUGGUGGACAUGAAGGUGUGUUGGUGCUUUGGCAACUCGCUACUUCUGGGAAACAAUUCUUGCCACGCGUUGGCACAGCCAUUCGAGCGAUCGGUUAUGCCGUCAAGUUGGAGGAGAAUACCGUCAAGGUCCUCUCUGCAUCAACUUUACUCGCGACAUGCGAUAUCGCUGGUCCUAAACGCGCAAGUGUCAUGUGUUCACAUGGUGAAGAGGUCAUGAUGGCGGCUGGUGGACAAGUACAAACAUGGCACAGUCAAAUGGCAACAGCAACAGGUCUCCUCAAUGCAACGGCACAGUCAUUUGCCGGCGCUACACAAGUCGGUAAAGCGAGUAUCCCUGUUCCUGAGCCAGAAAUCACACACAUGGCAGUGUCGCCUGCGGAUUGCUGGACGACGCCGUUUGAAGAGGCUGCUGAUUUGGGAUACACUAAACCGCAUGAUCAAGUGAGUCUCAAAUUUUGGCAACGGCAUGCUGGUUCUUGGCGAUUAUCAACACGUGUGGAUGCGCCGCAUGGUGUUGCACGACUCACGACGAUUCAAGCACUCGGUGGUGAUGUGUUUGUCACUGCAGGUGAAGAUCAAGCUGUCAAGUUUUGGAACAAGAAUAGUGUGCGUUCAUCUGAUGAUGCAGCACAAGCGUACAAAUGCACGCGAGUUCUUCGAUUUGCACAACCGUCAUUGAUGCAUGAACGUGCACCUGCGCUACGAUUGGCCGUUUCUGGGGAUGCUUCAUUGCUAGCACUGUCGGGACCACCAGCACCGCAUACCACCGAUGCAUCCGUUCUUCUCGUUGACCCUGCAACACGACAGAUUUGCGCGACGCUCGCUGGGUUGGGACUUGGGACACUGCUUGAUCUUGGGUUUGCCGGGGAUUACUUGAUUUUGGUUGGACAAUACAGAUUGGUGUGUUGGUGCGUUGCAGCGUCUCAGGUGGUGUAUGCGUUGCGUUGGCCUGAACGGACAUUUCGAGCAACCUUGACGUGUCCUAUACCCACUCCAAUCUCUGAUGCAACGACAAAAGUGGCGCAUUUCUGUAUUGCAACGCAGGAAUCGAAGCAAGCGACCGGUGCGUCCCUCAAGACAAUCUCCGAGGGAUCCCAUAAACUCUUCAUUUUCGGGACGCAUGCAGCGAAACCUGUGUUUCGGGAGAAGUGUCCAUUCAAGACACUGGCAGUGGGUGCGUUGACGGAUGGGUUUGUUGUGUUGGAUGAAACGCUUGUGUUGAGACGUAUCGGUGCAGGUCCCGCAAAGGACGCUGACGUAGCCCUCACACAUGACUCCAGCGCAUUGACGGUCACUUCCGGCAUCAGCAAGGAUGGACAGGUGCGUGUAUUGACGUCACAGGCAGUCGAGACACUGAUGCCUGUUGCGACGGCGAAUGGUGCUGGUGCGUCGCUUGCAUCGCUUGAGCAGUGUAUGGCUGGUUUGGGUCUCUUCUUGCUGGGAGCACCGUCACCUGCUACAUCAUAGGUCUGUACGUACUGUCCAUCUAAUACAAAAGAUGCAAUGAUUUCCAACCG